CAAAGAGUCCUGGUUCUGCUGUAACACGUUUAAAAUAUAUUAUUCGUCAUCCGCUGCUUCGCGCAAAAGAGCGAAAUAAUGGAAAGUAGAGCAAAGGUCAUAUGACGUAAUCAGCUUCGCCAGUAAAUCACGUGAAGAUGGUGGAGUUCAUAAGUUAUCAACUUGUGAUGAUAUCAUUCACACUCUGGGUUAUGUGAAAUAUAUCCCCCAAGUCGAGUCCUCGGACUCCCUCCACUGCCAGCCAUGAAGUCCCUCCUCCUAAAAUAUUUUGUCCUCUUAAUUUCAAUUUCCCUCAGCGUAACAGCCCUUCGUGGCGUCCCUGAGAGCCUCAAUUUCCGCCUCGUUACCCGCCGCCGUCUCCUCCCGCGAAACUUUCAAAUCCCCACAACUAUUGAAGCAAACCCGAACACAUUCUCCUUGCUGCUCCCGCCGCAAGACCAGGUGGCAAUGGGGAACAGUAACAGUCGCCAGCAAGGCAAAGGCAACGAUCCCAGUGGAAAAGCCCACCGAGACCUCUUCGUCUCCGACAUCCUCGCGAAGACUCGCGAAGUCAACAUCUUCUCCUCCCUCACGCGGGAUAUCGAGCCUGUCUCCGCCCGCUUCAACAAUGAGUCGGAGAAGAGCACCGUACUAGCUCCGCUGAAUUCCGCAAUUCAGGGAUUGCCCCGCAAACCCUGGGAGGACCCGGAGGAUUACAAGAACUUUGGAGAGAAAGCAGCUUAUGCGGGAAAGGAAGGGGAAGGGAGAGCGGCAAGGAAUCUGAGGCGUUUUGUUGAGGCGCAUAUUGUACCGGUGAGCCCAUGGUCGUCUCAUGAAACGGUUAAAACUGUCGGUGGUGGCGGGGUCUUUUGGAAGAAAGGCGAUGAUGGGAAGGUUUAUAUUUAUCCGGGUAAAAUCGAAGUCCAGAAGAUUAUGACUCAGGCCUCCAACGGGGAAGUCUGGGUUCUUAAGGGGGUUGUUAAUUAUGUCUGAGCCUCAACUGGAUUAAUGGUGCUAAUGGCAUCGGCGUCGGCGGGUGUAUUUCUUUCAUGACAACUAUGAUUUAUGGCUUUUCGUUUUGAUAUCCCGGAACAGCUUUCUCAAUUUUAACAUCUUCUGCUUGGGAUUGACAUGGUUAUGGGGCAUGUUUAUCAUUACGGAUGCACAUUUCUCAAGAUCUAUAGGUCACGAUAUGAUAUUAAAUCAAACUUCAACGCUACACAGCGAACUCUUUAAUUGCCUGUAAAAUUUCAAAUAAUAUAGUACAUCAUGGUCUCGUCAUUCUACCCAACUC
This is a messenger RNA of Blastomyces dermatitidis ER-3, 1273 nucleotides long. Its product is annotated as FAS1 domain-containing protein. The transcript is spliced from 2 exons. NCBI's taxonomy places the organism in Eukaryota, Fungi, Ascomycota, Eurotiomycetes, Onygenales, Ajellomycetaceae. The coding region runs from base 244 to 972 and encodes 242 amino acids. The record is from RefSeq and is a predicted model, not a curated record.